Messenger RNA from Periconia digitata, 1041 nucleotides. NCBI's taxonomy places the organism in Eukaryota, Fungi, Ascomycota, Dothideomycetes, Pleosporales, Periconiaceae. The record is from the annotation of a GenBank genome assembly.
GUACAACGGUACCUCACGAUCGAGAAUCACAAUAACGAAUCUCGAUUAUCGGUACUCUGCUUUGGUCAUGUGCCAUGUACGUACUUCCAGAUGUCGCAAUCAAUUCAUCAGCUUGAACUGCCGGCCAGUCCUGGUGCCUGGCAGGUGAGCUUCAUUCCAAGACGCAUAUACACGCACCUAUAUCAUGCACGGCAUAGAGCACCCCCUAAGCUUCGACCAAAACGGACUUAUUUUAUGCAUAUCGCGGCCCUCGAUCUUGAUUUCUCGUGUCGAAUUGCUGUUGUCGAAGUCGAAACUUGGAUUGUGAGAGCAACGCCGCUGACCAGUGAUGUCAUUUCGCGAGACCCCUGUCGCACCGCCGCCUGAGCUCCUCCCAUCAUCGAGCAUCAGCACUGACACGCAAACAGAGACAAAGCCCGCCGAUUGGCACGGCAACAAAACAAUCUCGAUCUUUUGACAAAGGAUGCUACACUCAAAGACAUCAUGCUCGCCCCCUUGUAUGUCAUAUUCGGGUAUGACGUAGAAUCCACCACUGUCUGCCCUCACUCGGGAGAAUGGAGGCGGUGCUCUUAUCCUAUCUAUGAGCCUCUGUUCAACGCGUAUGGCUGGAUGAAAGCGGAUCUGCGAGGACUUCUCAAAGAAGACCACGUACAAGGCUUGAAUCCCGAUGAAAACAGGAUCGAUCGUGGUUUACCACAUGCAACACCCUGCAACCGUGCUAACCACACAUUCAUCCAGCACGCACGCAUACAGAUGAUGCGGGAUACUGAAACCCUGUCAUCAGCCGCCUCCUACUUCCACGACAAGGCCAAGGAGUCCAUGGUCCCCGACUCCACAAAGUCCACCCAAACCAAGCUCAAGGAAUCCAUCACCGACGCAACCGACAAGUUCGCUCGCGGCGCUCAACCCGACUCCUCAAAGUCCUCCGGCCAGGAGUUCUCCGAUAAGGUCGGUCGCUCGCACGACCGCAAUGUCCACGGCUCUGGCCCUGAGAGCGUUCUCGACAAGACCAAGCAUGCUCUUGGUAUGGGAAGGCACUAG